This is a messenger RNA of Stereum hirsutum FP-91666 SS1, 1881 nucleotides long. RefSeq lists its product as uncharacterized. The record is from RefSeq and is a predicted model, not a curated record. The transcript has a single exon. Lineage: Eukaryota; Fungi; Basidiomycota; Agaricomycetes; Russulales; Stereaceae. Bases 1 to 1881 code for a protein of 626 amino acids.
AUGCCUAAGUGCGCUCCGCGACCUAGGGAGCCCUCUCGCAGGGAACAGCGGACGUUAUCGAGACAACAAAGCGCCGCAUACCUCGCUCGUAUAACUUCCGCCAGGCCUCUUGCAGACAAAUCUUCUCAGCUCAACAUCUACAGAGAUACCCAAGCUACGAUACACUCUACCCCCACAAAGUUACUACCAUCUUCGACAAGGAGAUCCACUGGCCGUCGCCGCGACAAACCUAUCAUCAUACCCGUCUCUCCUUCUCCUGCGUCGCGAAGCCGCCGAGCCAAGGGAUCCCUCAGACGAAAAGCACGCAAAGAAUCGACCACGCCAGCUUCUUCCAUCUCUCGUCGAAGUAGUUCUGUCUCGCUCAGCCAGUAUCACACGGCGAGGACUGGCGGUGACGAGAUUCAACAACUGCUUCAGGCUUUUCAAACCCGCGUCGCUCGUACUGCUAUCGAGAUCGGUGACAAGGCGGACAAGCUAGCUGUUUCUCGUGUCAACGCUGGUUCGAACAGCUCCUCUAGGAAGAAACUACGUUCUCCUCUUCCUAGGGCCCCACCGUCACCUCAACGUACUCCCAAGUUAGCCGCCGCCUCUCCUCGCAAACGCUCUCGGCCGCUCAAUGUCCGCCCCACCGUCUCUGAGGACCUUUUCUCACCUGCUCGCGUCACUGCCACUUCAAAAGCCAAGGAGAACGUACCUACCGCUACCGAAGUGCCGAAAUCGCCGGGCCUCCGUCUGCGGAAAUCCUCGAAGGAGAACAUCCGCUUGAAGCCUCGCGAAGUACCACUUGUAGUCGGUGGCCGCCGUCAUGUCAUCGCGAAACGCAAACCUAGGAAGCCUUCAGUUACUCCUACCCCGCUUGCAUCGAGCCCCUCUAAGUCACAGCAAGAACAAGCCGUCGCAAUCAAGGACCGUCCCAGCGGUACACGUACUUCAGCUCUUCCUCUUACGCCUACGCAGAAACAACACGUCGCUCAGAAAAACGUCCUCGCUCCCAAACAGCAUUCAGUCACUGCUCGCACCUCUCUGGCAUCCACAAGGUCUCUAGAGACAGCUCUUGCACCCGUUACGAGACCUCCCUCCAGGCAAUCAGAACAUUCGCAGGUUAUACUUCAUCCUAGACCCCUCGAAGCCUUGGUCAUUACACCCGACGGUUCUGCCCCCACCAAGCAGUCCACCCCGAACAGCAAGAAGCUUCGCCCUGUCAUUCGUGCAGUUCAAAGGUCACCUAAACCUACCACAGAAUCUCCCCGCAUCGUGCCCAUCCGUCCCAAACUCCUCACUUCGUCUAAUAAGUCUUCGCCUUCGCCUCUCAAGCCUAAACCUCUCUCCACGGCGCUCCACGCUGAACGGACACUUUCCAGUCGCCGGUCGACAUCCGCUGUCCCUCGCCCGCCGUGGCCGACAGAGACGUCUGCGCCACUGGUGCGCUCGGGGAUUGCGGCAACGGACGUCACUGCCUCCGAGGCUCUGCCACUGCCUCGAGACAAGAGCAAUCUGGCCUUGUCGACCUCGGACGUCCGUCCUGUCUCGGCAGUGCCCGUCCCACAAGAGAAUAUCCCUAUCCAACCUUGUAGCACAAUAGCAGAUCCACUCCCCGAAGCUAUCCCUUCGGCCAAAGCCAGUACUCACAAUUCCUGCGGUCCUCCGACUAGUCGCGUUCUCCCUGGUGCAUUCCCGACACCGCCGCCAUCCCCUGCCCGUAGCCCAACUACACACGCUGUUCCAUCCGCCUUUUCUUGGUCACUCUUCGCCCGUGCAUCCAAUAAGGAUGCCGUUGAUACUGGGAGGACUACUGGAAGUGAGACUGCACGGAAGAAGGGAGGGUUGAGGGCGAUCGAGAAGAUGGUGAAGGCCGUGUGGCGGCCUCCUUGGAGAGGUUGA